AUGACGGCCACGGCCACCACGGGCACGCACAAGGUGGCCAGCACCAAGGAGGAGAGGAAGUUAAGGAAACCCCUCAUUGAGCGGAAGCGAAGGGAAAGGAUUAAUAACUGCUUAGACCAGCUGAAGGAGACUGUUGUGGGUGCAUUUCACCUGGAUCAGUCUAAACUGGAAAAAGCAGACAUCCUGGAGAUGACAGUGAAGCACCUCCAGAACAUCCAGAGCAGCAAGAUGCUGGCUGACUCCAAGGUGGGGCUGGAGGCCCAGCAGAGGUACAGCACCGGCUACAUCCAGUGCAUGCACGAGGUGCACAACCUGCUGCUCACCUGCGAGUGGAUGGACAAGAGCCUGGGGGCGCGGCUCCUGAACCACCUGCUCAAAUCCCUGCCCCGCUCCGGGGAGGACCCCUGCAAAGCCGCGCUCCGGUCUGGCAGCCCGGCUCAGCAGCCGCUCCCGACACAGAAAAGUGCCCCGAGCCCCAAGGGCAGCGCUCGGGGCACGAGCCCGGCACGGGAGCGCCUCUACCCCGCGGAGAACAAGCAAGCUUCCAAAAAUCCCCUCCAGCUGCCCUCGCUGGCGCUUUUCAACCAGGUUGAUGCUGCACCCCCCAGACAGGUUCUGCAGCCAAAUUUUUCCCAUAACAACCCCAGAAUGGGGUCAUUAGAUAUGUGGAGACCGUGGUAAAGUGUUCUUUCCAUUUUUGUCCUAACCUUAGACACUCUUACGUAUGUAUCUUAUAGAUAUGUUUCUUUAAAACACUUGUGGAGCAAAUCUGUUCCUGUAGGUGUACUAAAGACCUGGGUACUUCAAACCGAAGUAAACCUAUGUGUAGCCUGCAUUGUAGAAGGCUGCUAUUAUUUUUUAUUUAUUUAAUACAUCUAAAUUAUUGUCUUCUUCUGAAUCCUCUUUUGCUCUUUAGUGUAUAAUAAUUAUAUAGUUUUCUUGUCUUACAUUCUAAUAUAAUUAACUUUCUAUUAAUAAAAAUACAAGACAACAAGCAACGA
Messenger RNA from Haemorhous mexicanus (house finch), 1001 nucleotides. RefSeq names its product transcription cofactor HES-6-like. Gene Ontology annotation, biological process: regulation of transcription by RNA polymerase II; anterior/posterior pattern specification; regulation of neurogenesis. The coding region runs from base 1 to 681 and encodes 226 amino acids. Gene Ontology annotation, cellular component: nucleus. Lineage: Eukaryota; Metazoa; Chordata; Aves; Passeriformes; Fringillidae. Gene Ontology annotation, molecular function: protein dimerization activity; DNA-binding transcription factor activity, RNA polymerase II-specific; RNA polymerase II cis-regulatory region sequence-specific DNA binding. The transcript has 4 exons. The record is from RefSeq and is a predicted model, not a curated record.